AUGGAUUCGGAUCUUCCAGGAUACAAUCGCUAUUUCAAGCUAGGUGGAAAGGACAUUUGGUCCUUUAUCAAUGAAACUGCUGCUGCCCAGGAAAAAUCAUCUGGGGAGAAGGUGGUCAAUUUAGGACAGGGUUUCUUUUCCUAUGCGCCCCCUCAUUUUGCAAUUGAAGCCGUGAAAAAAGCAUUGGAUGUCCCAAUGAAUAAUCAGUAUGCGCACUCCAGGGGUAAGCCGAAUUUAUUGAAGGCUAUAGCUGAAACAUAUUCGGUUAGGUUUGGAAGAGAAUUGUCCACUGACGAAGUUCAGGUGACUACUGGUGCCAAUGAGGGUAUGCUUGCUGUGUUCACUGGAUUGUUGGAAAGAGGUGAUGAGGUUAUUGUUUUCCAGCCAUUCUUCGACCAGUAUAUUCCUAACAUUGAGCUAUCCGGUGGCAAAGUCAUCUAUGUGAAGUUACUUCCACCUUCAGAUUUUGGUGAGAGAACUGUUACUGGUGACGAAUGGACCAUCGAUUGGGAACAGCUCGAAAAAUCUAUCAGUAACAAAACUAAGAUGAUCGUUAUAAAUAGUCCUUAUAACCCAGUUGGUAAGAUUUUCAACGAACAGGAGAUGAGAAGGAUCGGUGCUUUAGCCAUUGAGCACAACUUCUACAUAUGCUCCGAUGAAGUGUACGAGAACUUAUUUUUCAUACCUAAGCUCACCCGAUUUGCUACUCUAGGUAAUGAUAUUGCUAGGAGAACCAUUACAAUCGGUUCUGCUGGUAAGACCUUUGCCGCCACCGGUUGGAGAAUUGGAUGGGUCAUAGCCAACAAACAGAUCAUUCCUCCUAUUACCGCUGCUCAUACUAGAAUUUGUUUCUCUACGCCUGCACCUCUUCAAGAGGGUGUUGCUUCUGCUCUUCAGAUAGCCAAGACAAAUAACUAUUAUAAGCAGAUGAAGGAGGAUUAUGUCACCAAGUAUAAGAUUUUUGACAGUAUUUUCGAUGAGCUUAAUCUUCCUUACACUGUAGCUGCAGGUGGUUAUUAUCUAUUGGUUAACUUCCACAAGGUUAAGAUACCAACUGAAUUUGAGUUUCCCCCUGAUAUUUUAAAGGAAAAGAGAGACUUUAAGCUUGCCUACUGGUUGAUCAAGCAAUUUGGUGUCGUUGCCAUUCCUCCUUCCGUCUUCUACUUGCCUGAGGAUGGCCAUAUUAUUGAGGAUUGCCUAAGAUUUGCAAUUUGUAAGGAUGAUGAUGUCUUGGUUGAAGCAGUCAAAAGGUUAAGACCUUUGAAGAAAUAUAUUGUCGAUUAA
Brettanomyces nanus is the source of this 1284-nucleotide messenger RNA. RefSeq lists its product as uncharacterized. The transcript has a single exon. Gene Ontology annotation, cellular component: mitochondrion; cytoplasm. NCBI's taxonomy places the organism in Eukaryota, Fungi, Ascomycota, Pichiomycetes, Pichiales, Pichiaceae. The coding region runs from base 1 to 1284 and encodes 427 amino acids. Gene Ontology annotation, molecular function: pyridoxal phosphate binding; L-kynurenine:2-oxoglutarate transaminase activity. Gene Ontology annotation, biological process: biosynthetic process. The record is from RefSeq and is a predicted model, not a curated record.